AUGAAGCACUGGUCGUUCACUGUCGUCAACGAUGGGAAUGACAAGCCACUAAUUCAGGUGGAGUACAAGGGAGAGACUAAGAAGUUCACACAAGAGGAGAUCAGUUCGAUGGUGCUGACGAAGAUGAAGGAGACGGCAGAAGCGUUUGUUGGUGGGAAAGUCAACAACGCAGUCAUCACAUGUCCAGCCUAUUUCAACGUUUCACAGCGACAGGCAACAAAGGAUGCAGGCACAAUUGCAGGCAUCAAUGUGCUCAGAAUCAUCAAUGAGCCAACAGCAGCCACAAUAGCAUAUGGACUUGACAAGAAGACGGAGAGAGAAAAGAACGUCUUGAUCUUUGAUCUUGGUGGUGGAACAUUUGAUGUCUCACUUCUUGCUAUUGAUGAUGGAGUCUUUGAAGUGAAGGCAACAAACGGCAACACACCUUAA
Entamoeba invadens IP1 is the source of this 429-nucleotide messenger RNA. Its product is annotated as heat shock protein, putative. Gene Ontology annotation, molecular function: ATP hydrolysis activity; heat shock protein binding; misfolded protein binding. The coding region runs from base 1 to 429 and encodes 142 amino acids. Lineage: Eukaryota; Evosea; Mastigamoebida; Endamoebidae. Gene Ontology annotation, biological process: cellular response to unfolded protein; protein refolding. The record is from RefSeq and is a predicted model, not a curated record. The transcript has a single exon. Gene Ontology annotation, cellular component: cytoplasm.